AUGGGUCAUAUGGAGAGUAAACGUGAUAAAUAUAAAAAACAUACAGGUGAAAUUUCAGAGAAAGCGAAAAAACCAUUCUUAGCAAGAUUAAGAAAACGUCUGUUUCAAGGUAGGAAACGAUCAACAACAAGUAUAAGCAACAAAUCAUAUAAAUCACAUCGAUCACACUUACGUCAAAAACGUGACAACUAUUCAAUUCACAAUCAGAGGAAAAAUAGUAAAGAAUCAAGGAGAGAUGAGAAACGAAGUGAAAAAGAGAAAAAAAUUUCAGAAAGAAUUAAACGAAAGUCAAAUAAAAUUUGUACAACAAUGUCAAAAUCAGCGAAGCAACAAAGAAAAAUUGGAAUGCGGAAUAAUGUCACCAAAACUAAAUCACAUAAAUCAACAAAAACGCAAACAAAAGUUCAUUCCACGAUCAGUUAUCCAACGAUUCAUAGGAAAACAGAUGUUAAGAUCAAAAAAUAUCAAAGUAAACAAAAUGAAAAUAUAGCAGUCAAAAGUUUACGUAAAACAUUUCAAUCAUUGACUAAAAUUCCGGCAUGGUCACCAUCUUCAUCAAGUCGGCAAAGCCUUAGAAAUGUUCGAAAACGGAUGACAGCAUUCUUUAGCCGACCUCUGACUGAUGCAACAGAAGUACCAGAAAUACUAUUGCGAAGUGCAGAUGAAAAAUUUCCAUCUAAGCGUGAAAUUGAAAGAUAUGAAAUUGAAAUGAAAGAUAAGAGUGAUAAAAUUACACCACUAAAGAAAUCAAUUUCAACAGUAUCAAACAAAGACAACGAAGGAAAGCUAUUUGACGAAGAUGGUCUACCAUUUUGGAAUAAGCUUAGCAAAAUACAAAAGGAUAGCAAAAAUAAUAGAGAAGAUAUAAGUGAUGAAGAUUUACCGAUGGAUUCAGAAGUAUUGCUUGAAGUUCAAUCUGGUCAACGUAAACUUGUUAAGAUGCCCGAAAUUAGGUGA
Cercopithifilaria johnstoni is the source of this 957-nucleotide messenger RNA. The record is from the annotation of a GenBank genome assembly. Lineage: Eukaryota; Metazoa; Nematoda; Chromadorea; Rhabditida; Onchocercidae.